Urocitellus parryii (Arctic ground squirrel) is the source of this 1083-nucleotide messenger RNA. NCBI's taxonomy places the organism in Eukaryota, Metazoa, Chordata, Mammalia, Rodentia, Sciuridae. The record is from RefSeq and is a predicted model, not a curated record.
AUGGGAAGAAAAAUCUUGUUUAGUUUUUCACUUCUUUUUCUAUGUAUGGGAUUUUCACUAACUUUGGACCAGAUAUUUACCAGGAAGAAUGUAAGCUUCAUUUCUCAAACAUCUUCAAAUAAAGAAGUGGUUAUAAAGAAAGGUCAACAGAAUAAUGGAGAUAUGAAACCAAUCCAGAAUUUCACAACAAUGCCAAUCACGAAGGCUUUUAAAAAUCUGAGCAAAGAGGGACAUUUAGAAAAAGAACAUGGGAAUGCCUUCAGCCAUCAUAACCCUGUUAAUGUCUCCGUUGAUGGAAUUUCCUGCAUUCUCUUCUGGGCCAAAAGAAUAACAAUUAAAUUUAAGAAUCUGACCUGGCUGGACCUUACAGAUGAAACAUUUGAUCAAAAGGCAGUAGUGGAUACUGGCAACUCAAACUGCAGUGAGGAAAGUGCCACGUUGUCUCUGAAGUUUGGUGAUGCUGAAAAUCUACAAAGCUUUUAUAUGAGAUUCUUCCUUACCACUUACAACAAAUUGUCCAGCCAGAGUUGGUUUACUUUGCACCGAGUUGAGAUUAUUUUCAACAAUUCAGUCCAAGCAACUUUUAAUGUAACUGGCAUCUAUGCUCCGUCAAGUUAUUCCUACCACUGCCAACGUGUCAGCAGCCUGCAGCAGCAUGAUGCUCUCUUGUUGCCCAGUGACACAGAUGACAUGUCAAGCUUGUGGGAAGUCACCUUCAUUGAUUUUCAGAUCCAAGGCUUUACCACUGAAGGGCAGCAGUUUGCCAAGGCCCGGGACUGCACCUCUUCCUUCUCUCCAGCUGUUUUGAUUGGCCUGGCCAUGUCCCUGAUCCUGCUGCUGGUGCUGGCCUAUGCCCUUCAUAUGCUCAUCUACUUGCGCUAUCUAGACCGGCACUAUGAAUUUAUCACCUCUCCUACUCAUUUCCCACCGUUGAAAACUCGAGACCUGGCAGAGGAGAAGGAACUGCUCAGGAGCCAGGGAGUUGAAUGCUAUGAACUGAGGAGCCAACAGAUCUGCAAGAUUUAUGUUUAACAAGCAUGGGCCUCUCUCCUCUCUCUUUCUCACCAUGUCCACAAUGGCUCU